CUUGUUUUGGUAUCCUUGAAGUGGUGCUUUGUCAGUUCCCUCGUCACAAGCCGUUGUCGUUUUGAUCCGUGGUGUUAGGGUUCUUUUCAAUUUUUGGCAUUCACCAUCAAAUCAGCGAUACUGCCAUCGUUUUGAGCUGCGGCCUUGUUGCACCGGAAACACAUGACUGAGGAGCAAAAAAUCAGAUUCCGUGACUCCAUGGAGCUACAGUAUCAAGAGAGUGAGACAGACGAGUCUUCUUCUUCUUAUAGUUCCUCAGAAGACGAGGAGGAGGAGGAGGAGAUAGAGAAGGAGCUGGCUGAUGUAACGUUUGAGGAGUUGCAGAAAGCACGCUCAAAUGGGGCACAUGCAUUUUUGCAGAAACCCAGAGAGGACAAAAAAUUAAAAAGGGCUAACAAGAACAGGCCAAUGGAGGCUAGUUGCAAGAAGCCGGUUUCUGCUUUUAGAGAGGUCAUCCAAGCUCCAAAGAAGGUUGUACGCGAUCCACGAUUUGAGUCUCUUUGUGGCAACCUUGACACUGAAGGGUUUAGGAAGAGAUAUAAUUUUUUAUUUGAAAAUGAUCUUCCUGCUGUAUUAAUUACAAUUAUCAUAAAUUAUUAG
Molecule: messenger RNA, 600 nt
Organism: Cajanus cajan (pigeon pea)
Lineage: Eukaryota; Viridiplantae; Streptophyta; Magnoliopsida; Fabales; Fabaceae
Source: RefSeq, a predicted model, not a curated record